GCUAUCAUGAGCAGCUUCUUAGAUUACUCGGUGAUGAGUGGCGACGGCGGCUCAUGCUCUGUCAGGGCUUUCCACUCUGACCACGGAAUUACUACUUUCCAGUCGUGCGCUGUUACUGUCAAUAAUUGCAGUGGGGAUGAUCGCUUUAUACCAAGCAGGGCUUCCCCUGAUGGCCUCCCUCAACAGCCCGGAUCCUACCAGUCCACACCCGGAUCUUUAAGUAUUGCGUAUGGGGCUCACCCGACCUGUGCCUCAGGAUACGGGCCCCAAGGUUUCUGUACUAGCUAUAAUCAUUACGCGCUAAACCAUGAAGUGGACUCUGUGGGGUUCCCUCAGUGCGCCCCGUUAGUGUACUCCGGAAACAUCUCUUCUUCAAUGGUUCCACAGCAUCGUCAAGGUUACGGUGGUGCGUCCUUAGGUCAGCUCCAGUACUCACACGCCACUUACGGGGGCGGGCACGAGCAGGCAAACCUAGCCCCUUUUACAGGGUGCUCGAACCCGCUGUCCCCACUGCACACGACCCACCUGGACGCGUGCUGUUCACCCCUGUCCGAGGCCGCGUCCUCCGCACAGACCUUCGAUUGGAUGAAAGUUAAGAGAAACCCUCCCAAGACAGGACGGUCAGGGGAGUACGGCUUUGGGGGUCAGCCGAACACUGUCAGGACCAACUUCACCACCAAGCAGCUAACAGAGCUAGAGAAGGAGUUCCACUUCAACAAGUACCUGACCCGCGCCCGGCGCGUGGAGAUAGCUGCAGCACUGCAACUCAACGAGACUCAAGUCAAAAUCUGGUUCCAAAACCGUCGAAUGAAACAAAAGAAGCGUGAGAAGGAAGGGUUGUUGCCGACCAAAGCCCCUGCAUCCGACCCGGGUGAUAGCGAAAAAACAGAUGACGCGGGGUCAGAGAAGUCCCUCUCUGCCCCAUGCACUCCGUCUCCUGCCGCAUCAACGACUUCCUCUGGGGCUGACCCAUAUUCCUCCAGCUAA
This is a messenger RNA of Osmerus eperlanus (European smelt), 987 nucleotides long. RefSeq names its product homeobox A1a (gene hoxa1a). NCBI's taxonomy places the organism in Eukaryota, Metazoa, Chordata, Actinopteri, Osmeriformes, Osmeridae. The record is from RefSeq and is a predicted model, not a curated record. Gene Ontology annotation, cellular component: nucleus. The transcript is spliced from 2 exons. Gene Ontology annotation, biological process: regulation of transcription by RNA polymerase II. Bases 7 to 987 code for a protein of 326 amino acids. Gene Ontology annotation, molecular function: DNA-binding transcription factor activity, RNA polymerase II-specific; RNA polymerase II cis-regulatory region sequence-specific DNA binding.